AUGGCGGCGGAGGACGAGGGGGAGGAGGAGGCGGGUUUCUUGGAUGGGGUCGUUACCGCCAUCCCGCGGGUAGAGGUAGUUCGCGUGUCCGGGACCAUCUGCUGCGCGGAGUACCAGCUGCAGGUCAAGAGGAGGCGAGGGGAUAGCUGGUUCGUAUUGCGACGAUAUUCGGACUUCUUGACGCUCUAUGAGCGCCUCCCGAGCGACCUUCAUGCUCCAAUACCCCCCAAGAGCUGGCGGAGUAUUUCGUUCCUCAGCAUGACGCCGGAGUUUCUGGAGGAGCGGAGGGUGGCCCUCGAGGUGGCCCUCCGCAGGCUCGCCAUCAGCGCUGUCCAAUCAGACGUCGUCGUGCAGGCUGACCUGAGAGCCUUCCUGGGGUUUCCACCCUGCGGGGGGGCGGGAAGGCUCGCCGGGGUCGACUCUCACGUGGCCCGGUACCUGAUCAGGCUGCCGGUGGACCUGGAGUUGUCGCUGCCGGCGAGGGCCAUGGCGCCGGUGCCCCUGUUGCCCAACCUCCGCGUCGCGAUGUGGAUGCUGCUCUCCGGAGCGGCUCACAAGGCAUCCAUCGCCGAAGACCGGGAGCAAUACGCCGCUCUCGUCAGCGUUACUGACGAGGCAGAUUGGUGCCGCCGGGGGGGCUCCGCGAAAGACUACUCCCUGGCGGCUCGCGCCCUCGAAACGAUCCGGUCGGACGUGAACCGGACCAACGUCUCGAGCAGCGCCGAGCGGGAGAGAAUGCGGCGGGUCUUGAGGGCGUUCGCUCUCAAGGAGCCCAGGACGGCCUACUGCCAGGGGAUGAACUCGGUGGCGCUCUUCCUCCUGAGGACGGCCGGCGGGCGCGAGGACGUGGCAUUCUGGCUGCUGGUUUCCUUGGCGACAGACGUGAUUCGCGGCCACUGGGAGCAGCUCUCUCAUAUCGCUACUGCUGGUGCCGGGACUGUCACCAUCAGGAUGCUGCUGGGAGAGAGAACGCCGGACCUGCUCGAGCACCUGGACCGCAACCUCCCCCCCGAGGUGCUGCUGUGCGACUUCAUGCUCUCGCUAGGGUGCAGGAGCCUGCCCCCGACCACGCUCUGGAGGUGCUUCGACUUGAUCUUCUCCGAGGGGGGCGAUGCCCUCGUUUACAUCGCGUUCGCGGUGCUGCACCUGGCGGAGGGAAAUCUUGUCGUGGUGCAGGGAGCCCCGGCGACGUCGGAGGCACUGGCCAAUUGCACGGCUUCCAUGCAGGACGCGGACCGCUUGAUAGAGAUCGCGAGGUCGGAGAUGGCGAGAGGCGUCGACCACUCAGGGUCCGGCACGGCCUCAGCCGAUGACAGACCGCCGCCGUUCGGCGUAUCAGCCCCGUUCAGUCGGCAUAGGCCCCCAUGA
Molecule: messenger RNA, 1368 nt
Organism: Ectocarpus siliculosus
Lineage: Eukaryota; Phaeophyceae; Ectocarpales; Ectocarpaceae
Source: the annotation of a GenBank genome assembly